CUAUGGAAAACGGAGGCAUCCCUGCACUUGUGAAUGGCAACAAACAAGUCAAAGUAAGCCGGAGAGAGGGUAGGCCUUGUCUUGAGAGAUGUCUGCUACUCUUGCACAGGGAGCGUGAUGUCAGCGGUGGCAGUGCUGUUGUAAUUGACUUGGUGGGGGUGAUGGCGUCAUUGUAUGCACUGGUGUAGCCUCCUGCUCCAAUAGCGAAGGGGAGACGGAUCUUUAGCCGACGCGACCGUGGCUCCCUUGGCCGGGAUCGAGCACCGCCGAGCCGGACACUUGACGCCUGGAAACAUGGAGGCUGUGGCCGAGGAGCUGCGGGCCGGCUCUCGGAUACCUGUCACUAUCGAUCAAAUAGUUAACGAUACACUGGUGGUGACGCUGACCUACCGAGACAGGAGCUACACAGGGAUAUUACUUGACUGCAACAAGAAGACUGGGCUUUUCUGUCUACCAGAAUUCACAGCAAAACCUGGGGACUGCCGGAUAUCUACAUCGGUUUGUCAAGAUGUCCCAGAAGUUCUGAGUGAGGAGCCGGUUUCCAAAUCUCCCAGCCAGGCUUCACACAGACCAAAGGUUGAAAACACUCUUCCGGAAAGCGGCACACCUACUGCACCUCUUCCCUGCCCUGUACCCACACCGGUGCCAGCUGGAGAGUCUCCUUACCCUCCUUAUUUUGAAGGAGCCCCCUUCCCUCCGCCCUUAUGGGUGCGCCACAGCUACAGCCAAUGGGUACCUCAGCCCCCUCCGCGACCAAUCAAGAGGAAGAAGAGGCGGACACGAGAGCCCGGCCGCAUGACCAUGAGUACGAUCCGCCUGCGGCCACGGCAAAUACUAUGUGAGAAGUGCAAGAACACACUGAACAGUGACGAGGACAGCAAAGAUGGCAUGAGCAACACUUCUAAAACUUCUAGAAAAGAGAAUGCACUACAGAGCGAUGAAGAUGCCGAGGACAAGGAUGCCCCUUCCAAGCUUUCGAGAAAAGAGGAUGUUGUCGCAGCCAAAGACGCUAAGAGACGUGAAAAUGGCAACAACCUUGACAGCAAGCGACUCAGGAAGGACAAAAGGGGGGACACUGAAGGGGAGAAGUUCCCCGGAGGUGACAUCAUCCCCCACAGUCCUGUCAUAAAGAUCUCUUAUAGCACUCCACAGGGCAAGGGGGAGGUCAUGAAGAUCCCUGCGAGAGUCCACGGUUCAGUCAAGCCAUUUUGUCCCAAACAACUGGUGCAGAACGGCGUGGGAGAAAACGGCAAGACGCCUUCCGACCCCACCAAGGAGCAGCGGCACAUUUUAGAUGCCACAAGGUCCGGCCUCACCGUGUCCAUUCCCAAACUCAAACUAACCAGGCCUUUUACAACCGUGGGUCAGGACUUGCCCUCUCCAAAGAUCCACUUGAAACCCCCCCAGCGGGAGGGUGAGGACAGCGUGGUCGAGUAUGAGGCAGAACUUGUAGGAGGCACCAGGAGACAAAGCCCCAGGGGGCCCGGUCCAUGCCUUCCCCACUCUGAAGACUUGAGGGAAGGUAAAAACUCACUGGAGUUGUGGUCUGGGAGUUCAGGAGAGGAGGCGGAUCACGGCCACAGCGACCUCACCCUCCUCAUCAAUUUCCGUAAGCGCAAAGCAGAUUCGUCUAGCCUGUCGGUCUGCAGCAGCGACAGCCUAGACGAGUCCAAGUCCUUCAGUUCCGACGGCACCUCGCCGGAGCUGUGUGACCUGGCGCCAGGCGAAGACCUGUCAGUGACCUCAUCUUCUGUACCGGCGCGGGAGGACUGCAAGACGGUACCGCCGCUUACGGUGCGGCUCCACACCCGCAGCAUGACGAAGUGUGUGACCGAGGAGGGCCAUGCCGUGGCGGUAGGCGACAUUGUGUGGGGGAAAAUCCACGGCUUCCCCUGGUGGCCAGCGCGUGUCCUCAGCAUCAGUGGCACCCGCAAGCAGGAGACGGCCAGUUGCGAGGCCCAGUGGCCCCAGGCAAAGGUGGCGUGGUUCGGCUCACCCACCACCUCCCAGCUCUCGGUUGCCAAGCUGUCGCCCUUCAGGGAGCUCUUCAGGUCCCGCUUCAACCGCAAGAAGAAGGGGAUGUACCGGAGAGCCAUCCUGGAGGCGACCAAGGCCGUGGGUCACAUGGGCCCAGAGAUUACGUCACUGCUAUCCCACGGCGACACGUAGAGGCUGAGGACCGAAGAGAGGUCGUCAAGUUUUUUUUCAGAAUUCUGGAUGAAGACCGAGGAGUACAUGCGGUUGCCAUGGCUACUUUUUUGGGGGUUGAAAAAUAGCCACGGUGCAGUGUUGUUGAGACUGGAGAAGGGCGCAAAAAAGAAAAAACGUCCAGGCAUCUUAUGGUCUAUUAUGAACUGAACUAUUCCUGCUUUUUUUUUUUUUUUUUUUUUUUUCUAGAUUUAAUUAUAUUUCAAUAGAGCCGAAUAACGACACUACAAGGACCCAAAAUGUAUUUAUUAUCUGUAACGGUUUAUUAUGAUCCACCCUUCUACUGCGACACUCGCAAAUCCUCCCCGUCUGCUGCUGUCAUCACCGCAGUCCUCACCGCCAGUGCGAGGUCCAGGCCUUCGUCCGGCCAGAGAAAGCAGGUGUCAUCUUCAAAGGAAUAACCCCCCCACCCUCUUCUCACACUUGGACAUGAGCCAUUUGACCGCGGUUUUAAAAAGUCUUACCCCGAAUCCUCUUAUUUCUGAAAAUGUGAACGGCUCCAUCCAGAGACGAGAGUGACUGUUCCAGCUCCCCACAGCAAUCAGUGUUCCAUCCUCGUAGCCUUCGGAUUAGUUGGAUCCGUGGAUGCAUUUAUACCGAACUCUAUUCCUCUCCAGAAUCACGUUGCCUCUCUUCCAUUUCACUUUUAACUUCAUGUCCGCAAUCUUCCCCCUCCAUCUCUUUAUUUUUCCUGAGAACUUUUUUUUUUUUAACAUCACUUUAACUAUUUAAAGCUUCAAGUUUUAAGAAGGAAAAAAAAGCACUUUAUCUGUACCUUUGGUGGCCUGCUGUAAGCUAACUGUCUUGGACACUAUUGCGAGAUUACGGCCCUGAUAGGCAGCAGGGGAGCUCAGAAGUCUUGGUGGUCGACUAUCCACGGCCUUUGAGAUGCAAACUUUUUUCUUUUUACAUUUAAUUGUAUUGUACAAAUUUGGGGACAAGAGACACGGAUGGUUGUGUACACUGUAUUCUCGCAUUCGACUUGGGGUACGUUUCUCGCUCAGUUCAUUUGCCACACACAAAAAUCCACGUUGAACAUUUCCACUGGAGAAACAUGUUUGAACAAAUGUCCACCCUAUGCAUUGUCAGUUAAAGCUUUAUGAGUGACAAUGGGGAGGGGGGAAAAAUAAAAUAAAAAAAUGCUGUAAGAAUACUGUGAAUUCAACUUGCUGAGUGUGCGCAAGAAAAGCUUGCUACUCGUCGGAGCCUGCAGUUAUUGAGUCAUCUGGUAAAAACAGACUGACCUUUAGUGACCUUUUGUGUUGAAAGCAGCACUGUUGGAGUAAGGAGACAGGGGGCCAGCGAAGUCAAGAGACCACAGCUGUCGAGCACACCCGGUCUGAAUGAAAACAUUAUUUUAAAGAAAAUGUACCGACCAUCGCUCAGCCAACCAGCCCAUCUCCCUUCCACUUGUCUGGGAACACUUUGUUCCAAUCGAGGCUGUAAUCUAGCCCACUCAUUGUCAAUUAGGGGAGGGGCGGGGCGCAGGUUACUCACGCUGGGGUGUGACUGUUUGUCGAGCUUGGCUAGUUUCCAGUGAGCCUUACUCAACAAGGAGCGGGAGAGCCUCUAUCUAUGUAUGUAUGUACGGCCGUCAAGAUUUUUCCCGGCGAAUGAGCAACAUGGCUGUCUACUGUUGCCCACGUUGGUCAAUGUUAUUGCCUACUUUUUUCUUUUUUUUAUAUGUA
Messenger RNA from Cyclopterus lumpus (lumpfish), 3896 nucleotides. RefSeq names its product PWWP domain containing 2B (gene pwwp2b). The transcript is spliced from 3 exons. Gene Ontology annotation, cellular component: nucleus; nucleoplasm. Lineage: Eukaryota; Metazoa; Chordata; Actinopteri; Perciformes; Cyclopteridae. The record is from RefSeq and is a predicted model, not a curated record. Bases 295 to 2169 code for a protein of 624 amino acids.